UUGGAGGGAAACCCCGUGCCGAGCGCCACUGACCCCCACGAGAAUCAGCUGUGCGCAGCAGUUAGCCAGCUUUCGCUUAACAACAGCAUCCUCAUCCAUCACUCUCAUCCAGCUCUGAGCAGCCAUGGACACAAGUGAACUAGUGCAGAAGGCCAAGCUUGCAGAGCAAGCCGAGCGCUACGAUGACAUGGCAGCUGCCAUGAAGGCAGUGACGGAGGGCGGUGCCGAGCUUUCAAACGAGGAGCGCAACCUGCUCUCGGUGGCCUACAAGAACGUAGUGGGCGCACGCCGCUCCUCCUGGAGGGUCGUCUCCAGCAUUGAGCAAAAGACCGAAGGCAGCGAGAAGAAGCAGCAGAUGGCAAAGGAGUAUCGUGAGAAGAUCGAGAAGGAGCUGAAGGAGAUCUGCAAUGACGUGCUGGUCCUGCUGGACAAAUAUCUGAUCCCGAAGGCCACCCCAGCCGAAAGUAAAGUCUUCUACCUGAAAAUGAAAGGCGAUUACUACCGCUACUUAGCCGAGGUAGCCGUGGGAGAAGAGAAAAGCUCUAUCAUCACCAACUCGCAAGACGCCUACAGGGACGCGUUUGAGAUCAGCAAGGCCGAGAUGCAGCCCACACACCCCAUCCGUCUGGGCCUGGCACUUAACUUCUCCGUCUUCUACUACGAAAUCCUAAACUCUCCUGAGCAGGCCUGCAAGCUAGCCAAAACGGCUUUUGACGAGGCCAUUGCAGAACUCGAUUCGCUCAACGAAGAAUCUUACAAAGACAGCACGUUGAUCAUGCAGCUGCUGCGAGACAACCUGACACUGUGGACCUCAGACAACCAGGGUGACGCAGAGGAAACCGAGGAAGGAAGAGAAAAUUGAUCCCCCCCCUUUCUCUCCAUCCGUCCUUCCCCUGACAUCUGGCUUUCAUCAUCCCAUCCACACUGAGACCACCACAUCAUCCAGCUUCUGCCUCCUUUAUUUCUUCCUUCCUUUCUUCCUUCCUUUCUUCCUUCCUUCCUUCCUUCCUUUUUCCCCCUCCUUCCUUUCCUUGUCACCAUUAUUAAUCCACCCAGGGAUGUGUCUGUAGGUAGGGGUAAAGAGAGGGAGGUUGAGGGGAGGUUUAGGGGGUUGUUCUGGGGGGGAGGAAGCGGGUAGGGAGUGACACUCGUCUGCUAGUGAGCGCAUUAGUGUGGACGUGUGUAGGCGAGGGCAAGUUCUCACCAACAAGCUCUGUCUUUUACAUUUGUACAUCCUGUAUGUCCAUUUGCUCACUGAGUUGGAGUGUUUGCCGUACUCAUUAUGCACAGCUGCAAUUUUUAUAAGCGUUCUUUAAAAAACAAAAUCGAUAAAAACAGCCCUAAUGUUUAAGCAGAGGAGUGGCAGUCUAGUUAAGAGACAUCUGCUUCACAUGUUAAUAAGCAAGAACAUACUGAUUUAAAAAAAAAAAAACAAAACACAAAAAACAUUCCAUUUAGUGUCACUCUGUCAAGGGUUUUGUUUUGUUUUUCUUUCUGUAUUGCGGGUGACCUUCAUAUUUCACUUUUCUUUACUCUUCUUUUAACAUUACGAGGUAGAAAGGACCCCUAAGAUCAAAGAGCACAUACGCUUGAUACUGAUACCGUAAGACUGCACAAGCAGAGCAUCAAGCAUUCCUACGUGCAUAUACCGUUACUAUUGUCCUGUUAAUUUUUAUUUUAUUAUUAUUAUUUUUUUUUUUCCUUUGAUAAUUUUUGAUACUUGCCUGAACUGCAUGUGGCUAUGAAGUAGUUAAUGGGGGUGGGGGUGUUUAUUGUUGGGCUGGCUAGCAUUUUUGUUUUCAUGUCUUUGCUAUUUACACAUGAAACACCAAGCAUAAAUGUUAUUUGGGGGAGGGGGGAUAUGUAAUUUCAUCUAAGUGUAAUAAACAGUAAUAAUUUAA
This is a messenger RNA of Ictalurus furcatus (blue catfish), 1901 nucleotides long. It is a transcript of the gene ywhabl, whose product is annotated as tyrosine 3-monooxygenase/tryptophan 5-monooxygenase activation protein, beta polypeptide like. The record is from RefSeq and is a predicted model, not a curated record. Gene Ontology annotation, cellular component: cytoplasm. Gene Ontology annotation, biological process: signal transduction. The transcript has 6 exons. Bases 125 to 862 code for a protein of 245 amino acids. NCBI's taxonomy places the organism in Eukaryota, Metazoa, Chordata, Actinopteri, Siluriformes, Ictaluridae.